AAAAGCAGCAAUCCCCCUACUCUCUACAAAAGCAUUCACUGUUGCCUCCAUGAAGAUUGCUGUGGAGGCAUUCCAUCAUCAUUUCAAGGUACUGUAAGGUUAACCAUUUCCAGAACUGACAGUCAGACUUGCAUGUCAAUCAAACGUUCCUCAUACACCAGAAGUAGUUCUGUGGAAAUUGGCUAGGGCUGUGAGUACAUGUGAGGGGCUUUCUCAAGUAGUCUUUCUAGGUUGUCCUCUUCGUCUGGCCCCACGCUGAGAUGAACAAGGUGGUUAGAAGGGGGGUCAGCUAAACACCCCACUUGUUCAUGUUUUGGUUUAUUUGUCAGGGACCAUAUACAGUGGGGAGAACAAGUAUUUGAUACACUGCAGAUUUUGCAGGUUUUCCUACUUACAAAUCAUGCAGAGGUCUGUCAUUUUUAUCAUAGGUACACUUCAACUGUGAGAGACGGAAUCUAAAACAAAAAUGCAGAAAAUCACAUUGUAUGAUUUUUAAGUAAUUCCUUUGCAUUUUAUUGCAUGACAUAAGUAUUUGAUCACCUACCAACCAGUAAGAAUUCCCGCUCUCACAGACCUGUUAGUUUUUCUUUAAGAAGCCCUCCUGUUCUCCACUCAUUAGCUGCAUGUAUGAAAGUGUGUGUGAAAGUGUAAAUUAGUUUCUCUACUAUGAGCUCAUUAUUAUCUACUUGUCCUGCAACAGCACCAGUCACCUGGCUAAGUUUCCUUUUGAGAGAGGAGUGGAUGGAGAGCGUGAGUGAGAGGUGGUGUGAGCUUGUCACAGACCUACUCAGUGUGUGUGGUUGGAAGCUGUGGGUUCCAGUAACCCAGGUUUUUAUAAGACUGAGAUGCUCAGAUAGAAGCACACACCUCCUGCACACAAAGGCGACACACACACUCACGCUCCUCUCUCACACACUUUGCACCAUGAGCGGUACACAGGGCUAUCCUUACCCCCAGGUGUUUCUAGUGGACAGUGGUAGAGGUCCACAGCCGUCUCCACAGCCGUCGGUCCAACCUCCAGGCAUGCUGCCCUGCUGGUCCUUCCCUCCUGCCCACGAGAGAGUGAUGGAGCGGGGCAGGGUCAGAGGCUGCAGGGGGGUUGGCUCCUGGAGCCUGGCUAUGGCUCUGCUGUUUCUGCUGCUGCUGGUGUUUGGAGCAUUGGGACUGGGUGCCUACCAAAUAUUCAAACUACAGACGCAACUCGAUGGGAUACAACAGGAAAUGAACAUAGAGAUCGAUGGUCGUGGGCCUGAGAAGCUAGUGGGUGACCUUCCAGAGAUCAAUCCAAACAGAGGGAAGACAGCCGGCAGACCUGCAGCACAUGUUAUAGGUCGGAUUGAGAAGCAUGUUUCACAGAAUACCUUGCGUUGGGAGCCAAAGGCGGGGCGGGCCUUCACAGAGGGGGGCGUGGUCUAUCGGGAUGGCGGUCUGCAAGUCAACGAGACUGGGCUCUACCACAUCUACUCCCGGGUGCAGUUUGAAGCCAAUCACUGCACCCCUACAGAUGCCUUGGUUCACUCUGUGUUUGUAAAAAGGCCAGGGAAUCGCAAGUCUCUCACCCUAAUGGAGGGGCACAGGGAGGGCUACUGCAACCUGGGCUCUCAUGGGCAUGUCUGGACCUCGGGGAGUUACCUGGGAUCCACACUGAAGCUUGAAAAGCAGGACUGGCUGUAUGUGAAUGUCUCCCAUCCAGCCAUGCUCAGCCACGCUCAUCAUGCCAACUUCUUUGGACUCCACAAGAUCUAGAGAACAGGAGGAGAUCUGUUUCAUGUCUAUUUUCUGGCCAAUGACCAUUAUAUUUUGGCAGAACAGUAAUGGCAGUGUAAUGAGCAUUCAUUUAUUUAUUUGUGAUGUUAGAGGUGCAGUGGGUUUCAACUGAUAUUUCAAUCCGAGAACCUUAACACUAAUAUGCUGGUGAGGAAAGUGGUAUUUAGUAUUUAUUCUGAUAAAAAAAUCUGACACUGAUGAUCCCAGCAGCAGGUCUGAAUGUAUGUUCAUUAGAACACAGAGAAAUAAUAUGCAUGUUUGGGAUUUAAUAUAAUGUCAACGGGUAUACAAUGUUCUAUUGUAAUAAAUAAGUAUUUUAAA
Messenger RNA from Salvelinus fontinalis (brook trout), 2088 nucleotides. Its product is annotated as tumor necrosis factor ligand superfamily member 6-like. Bases 667 to 1746 code for a protein of 359 amino acids. The record is from RefSeq and is a predicted model, not a curated record. The transcript is spliced from 3 exons. Gene Ontology annotation, cellular component: membrane. Gene Ontology annotation, biological process: extrinsic apoptotic signaling pathway via death domain receptors; immune response; positive regulation of canonical NF-kappaB signal transduction. Gene Ontology annotation, molecular function: tumor necrosis factor receptor binding. NCBI's taxonomy places the organism in Eukaryota, Metazoa, Chordata, Actinopteri, Salmoniformes, Salmonidae.